Messenger RNA from Drosophila kikkawai, 1393 nucleotides. RefSeq lists its product as uncharacterized. The record is from RefSeq and is a predicted model, not a curated record. Gene Ontology annotation, biological process: protein ubiquitination. Gene Ontology annotation, molecular function: ubiquitin protein ligase activity. Gene Ontology annotation, cellular component: cytoplasm. NCBI's taxonomy places the organism in Eukaryota, Metazoa, Arthropoda, Insecta, Diptera, Drosophilidae.
AUAACAAGCCUCGCACGGUCACACUGCCGCUACCGGCAUUUGAUUUGUUUUCGUUUGUUUUGCUUUUUUAAAUAAAAAGAUGCAUCCACCGCCAUGCUUCACGUUCUAGACGUAGUAGUGGACUUUCUGGGUGCUCGCCUACUACGACCACUGACCAGCGUGAUCGAUGCGGUGAUCUCUGGCGUCUAUUACUUCCUGUGGGUCAGCUACUUUAUCGGGUACUGCCUGGUGGAGGGAAGCACACGAGCAUGGAAUUUGGUUAGGUGCGCCGCAAGCGAGGUGUAUCGCCUCUACUGCGACCUGUGCUACACCACCCAGGGUGUGAGUGAGUACUUUUACGGAGGCGCUACCUCCGGCCUGCGCAAUGCCCGGGAUCUAUGUCAGUCCGUGGGACUGUUCCUCUGCAAUCUGCUCAUCGAACUUGGCAAUUGCGUACUGUGGCUGUUGAUGCUGCUGCCGAGGAUCAUCGCACACAUCUUCGACUGCGUCCUGGAGUUCGUGAUGCACUCGAUUGUGGCGCGCGGCCUAAGCCUGCUGAACACUGUUUUUCGGCUCUCCAUAGGAUUGACGCUGCUCCUGGUGCUCUACAUGUUUCGACGUUACGUUUACCUUAUGCUCAUCUACCUGCUCGAGCGCGCCCGCUUCGAGAUCUCAACGAAGACGCAGAUCGUAUACCUCUGGACCGAUCAGCAGUUGACGCGCUUCAUUGAAAACGUGCGCAAUGAACCAGUGAACGCUGGAGGAGUCUGUGUGAUUUGUAUGGAGCGCAGCAGAAGCAUCGUCAUCAUGCCCUGCCGGCACCUCUGCUUGUGCAAGCAGUGCUCCCAGCAGCUACGGCUGCGCUUUGAAAACCGCUGUCCUGUCUGCCGCAACGACAUCCUCUCAUUUCUCCCAGUCUACUUGUGAGGAUUAAUAUAUUUUGUACAUAGAACGUAAGUGUACCUAAGACUGCCAAUUGGAACUUAGUAAAUAAGAUGACUUAUAAAUGUAAUAUCUGGGGUAAUAUAGUUUCAAUUCUAAAAGGCCAAAAAUGUGAUGUUAGGAGAACAGACUGGUCCUUAAACUAUCAGUAAAGGCUUUGUAAAUUUGGAAAGUAAGUGAAAUAAACGACCAAAUUCUAAACUAUAAGAUUGUGUACAACGUAUAACUAAUACUAAUACUAUCUUCAAGACUUCAUCCACACCGCCACAGAAAUAACCAAGACAAGUAAAUUAUUUUCUGUAUUUAUUUCAAACCAAUGAAAAUAUACGAUUUGUUUUGUAUACAUUUAUGUAAAUACGGUUUGGUUUUUCGUAUAACUAAUUUGCUCAAAAGACAGAUAGAAAAAACGUAGUUGGUUGUUUUGUCUGGGCUUAUACAACUUUAUUAAAUUUAUAUUAAAAUCGAAAUGAAA